AUGGCCGCCCCCUGCUCCCGCGCCCUCGUCCGGGCGAGCACCGCCCGCCGACAGACCGCCUCUGCCUUCCCCUGCACACCCACGCCCGCCCGCACACCCACACGCGUCCCCUCGCGCUCCUUUGCCUCGUCCCGCCCCCUCCGCGCCCAGCAGCACCGCAAGGAGUCGUUCCGCGCGCGGCUGGGCGCAGCCCUCGGCAAGACCAGGAUCAAGUGGGAGCCCAUGCCCAUUGCCCUCGGCGUCGCCUUCCUCGGCGCCUUCCAGCUGUACCGCGUCCAGCGCAGGGAAAAGCACUCCCAGCCCGAGCACGACGGGGGCGAGCAUGUCGACCAGCACGGCCGCCCCAAGAAGCGCGAGCGCAUACGGCCUAGCGGGCCCUGGACCGUCCAGGUCAUGUCGACGCUGCCCCUCAAGGCCCUCUCGCGCCUCUGGGGCAGGUUCAACGAAAUCGACAUCCCCUACUACUUCCGCGUCCCCGGCUUCAAGCUGUACUCGUUCCUCUUCGGCGUCAACCUCGACGAGGUCUCCGAGCCUGACCUGCACGUCUACCCCAACCUGGCCGCCUUCUUCUACCGCACCCUCAAGCCCGGCGCCCGCCCCCUCGACCCCAACCCCAACGCCGUCCUCUCGCCCGCCGACGGCAAGGUCAUCCAGUUCGGCACCAUUGAGCACGGCGAGGUCGAGCAGGUCAAGGGCGUCACCUACAGCCUCGACGCCCUCCUCGGCUCCAACCGCCCCUCCCAGCCCUCGGACAACGUCGCCGACUCGCAGCUCCGCGCCUCGGAACACGUCAAGACCCCCAAAGACCACGAGGACACGGUCCGCGCCGACGAGGAGUUUGCCAACGUAAACGGCAUCUCCUACACCCUCCCCAACCUCUUCUCCGGCCCCUGGCCCAAGGGCGGCAAGCCCGCCGAGAUGCCCACCGACCAGUCCACCCACUCUGCCCCCUCCUCCGAGGCUGAAGUCCGCGCCGACCUCGCCCUGAGCGAGUCGGCCCGGCCCUGGUGGGCGCCCGCCUCCCAGAAGACGCCCACCGCCCUCUACUACUGCGUCAUCUACCUGGCCCCCGGCGACUACCACCGCUUCCACUCGCCCGUCUCGUGGGUCGUCGAGUCGCGCCGCCACUUUGCCGGCGAGCUCUACUCGGUCUCGCCCUACCUGCAGCGCACCAUGCCGGGCCUCUUCACCCUCAACGAGCGCGUCGUCCUGCUCGGCCGCUGGCGCUGGGGCUUCUUCAGCUACACCCCCGUCGGCGCCACCAACGUCGGCUCCAUCAAGAUCAACUUCGACCGCGAGCUGCGCACCAACAGCCUGACCACCGACACCGCCGCCGACCGCGCCGCCGAACAGGCCGCCGCCCGCGGCGAGCCCUACUCGGGCUUUGCCGAAGCCUCCUACCGCAGCGCCAGCCACGUCCUCGGCGGCCACAGCCUGAAGCGCGGCGAGGAAAUGGGCGGCUUCCAGCUCGGCUCCACCAUCGUCCUCGUCUUCGAGGCCCCCAAGGGCCUCCGUCCCAGCCUCGACGACGGCUACCAGCCCGAGCGCAACGGCGGCUUCGUCUGGAACAUUGAGCAGGGCAAGAAGGUCAAGGUCGGCGAGGCCCUCGGCGCUGUCCAAGAGGCGAACCACUCGCUGUGA
This is a messenger RNA of Ascochyta rabiei, 1641 nucleotides long. Its product is annotated as Phosphatidylserine decarboxylase. Gene Ontology annotation, cellular component: mitochondrion. Gene Ontology annotation, molecular function: phosphatidylserine decarboxylase activity. The transcript is spliced from 2 exons. The record is from RefSeq and is a predicted model, not a curated record. Bases 1 to 1641 code for a protein of 546 amino acids. Gene Ontology annotation, biological process: phosphatidylethanolamine biosynthetic process. NCBI's taxonomy places the organism in Eukaryota, Fungi, Ascomycota, Dothideomycetes, Pleosporales, Didymellaceae.